Acromyrmex echinatior (Panamanian leafcutter ant) is the source of this 2615-nucleotide messenger RNA. RefSeq names its product dopamine D2-like receptor (gene Dop2R). Gene Ontology annotation, molecular function: dopamine neurotransmitter receptor activity, coupled via Gi/Go; G protein-coupled receptor activity. Gene Ontology annotation, cellular component: plasma membrane. Gene Ontology annotation, biological process: G protein-coupled receptor signaling pathway. Lineage: Eukaryota; Metazoa; Arthropoda; Insecta; Hymenoptera; Formicidae. The record is from RefSeq and is a predicted model, not a curated record.
GGUAACGUGCUCGUCAUCCUAGCGGUAGUGAGAGAACGAGCAUUGCAGACUGUCACUAACUACUUUAUCGUCAGUUUGGCGGUCGCCGAUCUCCUCGUAGCAGUGCUUGUUAUGCCGUUCGCGGUCUACGUACUGGCGGCGCAAUUAUAUAGAAUUUCAUCGAGAGAGUAAUCGCUGGAGCUAUCAAGUAUUAAAGGGGUUGGUCCAUCUGGACGAGCGACAGCAUCAUAGUUAACGCGCGUCUGUCCAGCUUUCCAAAACGAUGUCUCAUGGGAAUCGAUACGCGGCCGUAACACCCAGCGACCAUCAUCAAAGGCAUCGCAUUUUGGAGGGCAAAGGGAAACCACUGAAACCAGCAGGUUGGUCACGGCCUGAGGGGACCGUCCGCCAGAUACGUCCAUUGUUUUCUCGUAUCAGCGUUAAAAAUAGCAUGUAACCAUCCCUACGUGAAUUUCCCUAUUCAACGGAAGCAACGAAACAAUAUUGAAAAGAGAAAAAGAGAUGGAAGAGAAAGGGUAAAAGAGAAAGAGAUAGAGAAGGAACGACUUCUAUAUCUUCGCCACCAACUCGUACACCUGUUGAUGGACGUUCCGCCUACAGGAUCAAAGGGAUUCUCCAUUGCCGUUGGCGAAAUAGGCUCCUGGGAGGACUUUCAACGAUACCCCGUUGAAUAGUAAGGCGACGUGUACUCCUUCUCUCAAAGGCCAGUCGCAUUACUUGAAAAUUCGAGCAACUGAGAAAUCUCGUUAGCGCUUGGCAAUGUGGAUGCCUCGCAGAACACUGACGAAAUAACAUCUCAGGAUUUAAAUAUCAGAGAGCCUCGGCGAUGUCGACAUGACUCUCGGGGUAUCUGAAUUUUGGAUUGGAUUGCUCAGGACAUGUCGAGUUUCCGGUACGACAGUGGUGAAUGGUUCUUGGAGUUUACCCGGGUUUGUUUGUGAUUUUUAUAUCGCAAUGGAUGUGACGUGCAGCACCAGCUCUAUAUUCAAUCUCGUGGCUAUUUCGAUAGACAGAUACAUAGCGGUGACCCAACCGAUAAAGUAUGCGAAGCACAAGAACAAUAGAAGAGUAUGGUUGACGAUACUGUUGGUCUGGGCGAUAUCGGCCGCGAUCGGCAGCCCGAUUGUCCUAGGCCUGAAUAAUACUCCCAAUCGGAUACCGGACCAAUGUCUGUUCUAUAAUACGGAUUUUAUCAUCUACUCGAGUCUGUCCAGCUUCUACAUACCCUGCAUCAUCAUGGUAUUCCUUUACUACAAUAUAUUCAAGGCUCUGCGAAACAGAGCAAGAAGAGCUCGUGCUACUAAAAAACCGAAUUUAGGCGAUAUAAAACCGGGGAGUAUCAUCGAGAAUAUCGCACACACGCGUAGUGGGUAUUCUGUGGCAAGGUUUGCGGAAACGGCGCUGGGGGCGGCCGCCCUGGUGGCACCUGGGAUCGAGGAACCGACGAACACCGCUUCCGGCAGCAACGAGGACGAGGAUGAGACGCCCCUCGAUCCCGUCGUCGUCAUCUCCAAUGACAAGAGCACGGAAUUCUUUUUAGCCACGGUCGUCGAGGAAGCAGCUUGUCGUUUUAGCGCGGUGGCACAGGCUCAGCUGACUGGGACACCACAUGUACAGCGGCAGGACUCCAGCGGAUACGACGUUGCAGCGAGUAGCACGAUGAUUCACGAGCCACUCGAGACAAAUUCAAGCCCAAGCCCGAAUCCGCGGAUUACUUCGGGCCCGCCGUCCUCGUCGACUUCGUCGUCUCCUCCACCGACACGAGGUCCGACCAGCGUAUCCUCUUCGACGCAAACGAAGAGGAACGGUAACAACGGUGGCGCGAACAAGCAGGAGCUGAAGCGGCUGAAGAGCGCUGGCUCGCUCCUACCGCUGCAGCUCGCGAGGACGCCUAGCGUACUGUCGUCCUCCUGCAAGAAGGAUCGCAAGAACGCAUCGGCCGGGUCGAGGUUCACAAUAUACAAGGCCAACAAGGCUAGUAAAAAGAAGAGGGAGAAAAGCUCAGCCAAGAAAGAGCGCAAGGCUACGAAAACUCUGGCGAUCGUGUUAGGUGUCUUUCUAAUAUGCUGGGUGCCAUUCUUCACUUGCAACAUCAUGGAUGCAAUCUGCACGAAGCUGACGAAGGCUUGUCAACCCGGUGUUACAGCCUUCAUCAUCACUUCCUGGUUGGGCUACAUGAACAGCUUUGUGAAUCCUGUAAUAUACACUGUGUUCAACCCCGAAUUCCGUAAGGCCUUCCGCAAGCUGAUCAGUAUAUAAGCGUGCAAUUCACCCACUUCUACCGCUGAAGAAGAAACACGGGACAGCAAACGUAACUCGGUGUAAAUUGUCGUAUUUGUGAUGUAACAACAAGACUGUAGGCACUCAGCAAACUUGCAACAGGUACUGUUGUUCUUGUAUUUGAAACCUCAGCUGCAUUUGCCUAUUGGUUUUCGCAUUCCGUCGCGUGUCAAUCGUUUUCCAAGCGAAUAAGGAAAGCCGAGUCUCACGAAACAUUUCCCAUUUUAAAACUCUUAGAAAAUACGAUUUGCGAAACAAAUAAUGUUAUUUCCAAUGAACGUCAUACAUGAUUUUUAUGCGUUCCAUAAAAAUAAUUUAUGAAGAUUACAAAAGUU